Erythranthe guttata (spotted monkey flower) is the source of this 1954-nucleotide messenger RNA. RefSeq names its product protein trichome berefringence-like 7. Gene Ontology annotation, cellular component: Golgi apparatus. The record is from RefSeq and is a predicted model, not a curated record. Gene Ontology annotation, molecular function: O-acetyltransferase activity. NCBI's taxonomy places the organism in Eukaryota, Viridiplantae, Streptophyta, Magnoliopsida, Lamiales, Phrymaceae.
CCACUCUCUCGAUUUCCACCUUUGAGGAAUUCUCAAAUCUCAGCUCCCAUUCCUCAAUUAAUCUCGAUUUCUACUUUUUUCCGCAUAAUUGCAUUCAUCCAUGCAUAAUCUCUGAUCUUGUUAUUCCUCAUAUUUGAUUAGAGAUUCAAGUAAAAAAUAGUUUCUUCUCUGCAUGCGGGCUCGAUUUUACGGGAUUCCCAUUUGUUUUUCUGAACUGGUUUUUUUUUUUCUUUUUUUUUUUUGUUGGUUCUUGUUGAAACGCGCCGACGACGAUGAGAUUCGGUGUUUGAAAUGUAGUGUUUUCCGAUUGGGUAAUGGUACAAGUGUUAAAAGGACUCGACGAAAUCAUUUACAAUCGCAUGAACUGAAGGUGUUUGAUAAAUGUCCGCAGUGAUAUUGUGAUUUGGUUACUUUUGCCAACUUCAUUGCUGGAUGACUAGUCUCAAUAGAAGUAUCUCCUUCAAACACAGGGCUGCACAAAUUAGCAGCCCAAGAUUGAGUCGUAAGAAUUGCAUUUCGUGGUUAUUUCGUGCCCUAAUCGUAAUCGGAUCCUCCAUUUCGUUCUUGCUUGCCACGGGUUGUGGGUACUUGUACGUCCUGCCCAAUCUCACACACGCGUUCCAAGACCACGAUUACCGAUUCCUCACCUCGAAAAAGUGCGAUAUGUACGACGGGAAUUGGGUUGUGGAGGAGAAUAGUAGUUACUACCCCUUGUACAAUUCCUCGGAUUGUCCUUUCGUAGAGCAAGGAUUCAAUUGCUUGGUCAACGGGCGUGUUGACCAGGAUUAUCUAAAGUGGAGGUGGAAGCCGAAAGAUUGCAAUGUUCCGAGAUUUAAUGUUGAGCUUGUUCUGGAAAUGCUUCGGGAUAAAAGGGUUGUUUUUGUGGGCGACUCGAUGAGUAGAACUCAGUGGGAAUCUUUGAUAUGUUUGUUGAUGACAGGUGUCGAAGAUAAGACGAGUGUUUAUGAAGUGAAUGGGAAUGUGAUAACUAAGCAGAUAAGGUUCUUGGGAGUGAGGUUCGGUGAGUUUAAUUUCACUAUCGAAUUUUAUCGGUCGGUUUACCUUGUGCAGCACAAUUGGGCACCGGAAAAUGUACCAAGGAUAGUUAGAUCGACGCUUAGAUUGGAUAAAUUGGAUGAUAUCAGCGAAGAGUGGAUCGACUCGGAUGUUCUGAUUUUUAAUUCAGGUCAAUGGUGGGUCCCGGGGAAGAUUUUCGGGACGGGAUGCUAUUUCCAGGUCGGCAGAUCACUACAACUCGGAAUGUCAAUUACAACAGCCUUUAGAACUGCCUUACAAACAUGGGCAUCUUGGGUUGACAGUACCAUUAAUCCAGAAAAAACCCGCGUCUUUUUCCGAACAUUCGAACCAUCUCACUGGAGGAACCUAACGCUAAGGCAAUGCAACGUGACUAAAUUACCACUUUUGGAAAUCAAAGGAAAGGAUAUCAUCAGCCCUUAUUCGGAUAUUGUAUUGGAUGUGGUAAAAAAUAUGAUGGUUCCAGUUACAGUUGUUCAUAUAACUCCGAUGUCAGCAUCUCGAAGCGACGCACAUGUUGGCACAUGGAGCGACCGCCCGUCUCUAUCUGAUUGUAGCCAUUGGUGUUUACCUGGACUACCUGAUAUUUGGAACGAAAUACUCCUUUCGUAUUUGCUCGACUUUACUGAACCUGAUUAGUAGUGAAAGCAGAUGUAGAGGUUUUAUAUUGCGUCGUUUGUCGAGUUAAUCACUGUUAAAUCAUUUUGGAGUCGGAAAGAGAAGUUUUGAAGAGAUGUGUGUGUAUACUACUGACAAGACAAAGGUCUUGUGGAGAAAAUCAAAGAAAGGGAUAAUAAUGUAGUGUUUCUUUUUGUUGUACCUAGAUGAAACUUCAAUCUAUACUGUUGUAAUUUCUGUCUAUAGCAGGAACCAAAUGCUGAGAAAGUAAAAUUUUGUAGGGGCUGGGGCUGCUUACAAA